AUGGCCGAGCCCUCAGUUGCAAACUUCGUCCUCCGCUCCCUCCUGCCCCCAGAGGCCGUCGACUUCAUCCACAAAAACGCCCUCCACCCCUCCUCGCCGCUCCAGGUCGCGCGCCAACACGCCGUCCUCGCCGCCUGCCGCGCCUUCGACACGCUCUACCCCUACGUCGCCCCGGCCGUCGACGCGACCCUCGCCUACCUGCAAGAGUCCCCCGAGCUGGUGUCGUUUGGCAUCCUGCUGAUGCUGCUGGCCGCGACGGUCGUCGUGCUCAACUGGAUCCGCCGCAUCGUCGCCUUCUGGACGGCGCUGGUGCUCAGGGUGGCCUUCUGGGGCGCCGUCGUCGCCGUGCUGGCCGCCGUCGUGCAGCGGGGCGUCUGGGAGACGGCGAGGGACGCGGUCGUCGUUGGCGGCAAGGUUGUCGGCUUCGCCGCCGCGGUGAAGGACGUCUGGAUUUCGGAGUACAAGAGAUACGAGGAGGAGACGCAGUCCCAAGGGAGGAAAUUCCGGUGA
Molecule: messenger RNA, 510 nt
Organism: Colletotrichum siamense
Lineage: Eukaryota; Fungi; Ascomycota; Sordariomycetes; Glomerellales; Glomerellaceae
Exons: 1
Coding region: 1-510 (169 amino acids)
Source: RefSeq, a predicted model, not a curated record